This is a messenger RNA of Malus domestica (apple), 1419 nucleotides long. RefSeq names its product glycosyltransferase BC10. Gene Ontology annotation, cellular component: membrane. Gene Ontology annotation, molecular function: glycosyltransferase activity. The record is from RefSeq and is a predicted model, not a curated record. Lineage: Eukaryota; Viridiplantae; Streptophyta; Magnoliopsida; Rosales; Rosaceae.
UAACGCUUUUGGGUUGUCAUCAAUCUCAUCUCCGCCGUUUCUUCUUCUUCUUCUUCCACCGAAUCUCACUCUCCAUUUUACUAAAAAUCCCACCAGUCACUGUCUCUCUGUCCUCUUUCCUCUCUCUUUCUCUCUCUAAACGAAAACCAUUCACCAUGCUCUCCCCAACGCCUUUAUCUCUCAUCUGCGCCGUUCUUCUGUGUCUCCCUCUCACCGUAAUCUUCACCAUCAACAGCCCAACGGCCACAAAAACCACCGCCACCAUUUCCCCCUCCCAAAUCACAAAACCCUCCAAACCCCUAACAGACUUUAACCCAAUUUCACCGCCAAAGUCCCUCCCUUUAGAUGAAGACGCUCUCUUCCGCCUCGCCGCUCGGGUCAACUCGCGCCCCCCACGAUCCGCCCGCCCCAAAAUCGCCUUCCUCUUCCUCACCACCACCCCUCUCCCCUUCUCCCCUCUCUGGGAGCUCUUCUUCAACAAAAUCCCCAAAACCCAUUUCUCCAUUUACGUCCACGCCGACCCGCGAUUCCCCUACGACCCGCCGUUCUCCGGCGUGUUCGCGCACCGCGUUAUCCCCUCCAAACCUGCCCAGCGGUUCACCUCCACGCUCAUUUCGGCCGCGCGCCGCUUGCUCUCCCACGCGCUUCUCGGCGACAAAACGAACGCCAUGUUUGCGCUCAUUUCUCCCUCGUGCAUCCCCCUCCACUCCUUCAACUUCACGUACCGGACGCUCGCCCGAUCGAAGAAGAGUUUCAUCGAGGUUCUGGAUAACGAGAUCGGGGCGUACGAUAGAUGGGCAGCGCGUGGGGCGGACGCGAUGUUGCCGCAGGUGAAGCUGGAGGAGUUUCGGAUCGGGUCCCAGUUUUGGAUUCUGAAGCGGAAGCACGCGAGGAUGGUGGUGGGCGACCACCGGCUUUGGUCCAAGUUCAAGCUACCGUGCGAGCGUUGGUACACGUGUUACCCCGAGGAAAAUUACUUUCCUACCCUCCUCAACAUGCGAGACCCCGGCGGGCUAGUGCCUGCCACGCUGACGCACGUGGACUGGCGGGGGAGGUUCGACGGCCACCCCCGCACGUACAACGCCUCCGAGGUGGGGCCCGAGUUGAUACAAUCGCUGAGGAACGACAGGCCGAGGUACGGCGACGAGGAGGAGAGCUGGAACGACACUGUUUUGACGGUGAGGGAACGGCGGGACCCGUUUCUGUUCGCGAGGAAGUUCCCGCCGGAUGCGAUCGGGUCGUUGAUGAGUAUGGCCAGUGACGUCAUCUUCAAAGAUUAGGAUGAAUGUCAUCCGUUGUGAUAUUUUCCUUUUUUUUUUUUUUUUUGUAAUUUACAGAUAAAUUAUUAAGAAAACGAAAUCGGGACAAACCCGGUGGGUUGUUUGAGGAGUAAUUCUAUAUAAUUUUCCUUUUUAAGUA